Dibothriocephalus latus is the source of this 366-nucleotide messenger RNA. Lineage: Eukaryota; Metazoa; Platyhelminthes; Cestoda; Diphyllobothriidea; Diphyllobothriidae. The record is from the annotation of a GenBank genome assembly.
CUCCUGGUUGCCAGCCUUGUAAUAGGUAUUGCGGCGGGUGCAGAGGCUGUGCAGGGCGAUGAUUUGCUUGUUAGUUUUUUCACCGUUGCUGCCAAGGUGUUGACGCGCAUCCUCGAAAGAGUCAUGUGGUUUCUUCCCCUCGGUGUUGGCUCUCUGGUUCUGCGAGCUGUUGCGAACAUCGAUGGAGCCCAGGGCACAGUGCAAGCGUUAGCCAUGUUUGUUGUGACCAGCUUGGCAUACCUGGGCGUCAUCACGGUCGUCCUGCUGCCAGUAAUCUACCUCAUCUUUGUCCGACGUACUUUCUGUAAAUUUAUCGUCGCGGUGCCCAGGCCUAUGCUCACCGCCUUUUCGACCUUGAGCUCGUAG